Prunus armeniaca (apricot) is the source of this 1656-nucleotide messenger RNA. The record is from the annotation of a GenBank genome assembly. Lineage: Eukaryota; Viridiplantae; Streptophyta; Magnoliopsida; Rosales; Rosaceae.
AUGGCUGUAGCAGUUGAUCAACACCAUGGAUUCAGGCCAUUCAGCCGAUCCCAGAGAUGCAGAUUACAGUCCUACACUCAACUCGAUUACAGCAUACUUGCCCACUCCUUAACACAUGCAUUUGGUGAUGCUAAUUUUCACAAAAGCUUCUCCACCCCUUGUCUAUCCCUAACCACUGCAUUGGAGGAAGAUUUUGACACAAAUCCAAGGAUUGAAAUUGUUGGAGGCAGUAGGAUACCUAGGGUACAUGCUCUUGUAGUCGAGGUCGCCAUAGCUAUGGCGUCUGGUGCUGAUCUCUUGCCGGUGUCAAGUGGACUAGGGGGUGCCUACUACUUAUGUAGUCAAAAUGGUGACAGUAUUGCUGUGGCAAAGCCAAUAGAUGAAGAACCUUUAGCUUUCAAUAACCCUAAAGGCUUUGGGGGUCGGAUGCUGGGCCAACCGGGUUUGAAACGCUCAGUUCGGAUUGGUGAAUCUGGAGUUCGAGAAUUGGCAGCUUAUCUCCUUGACCACGGUGGAUUCGCUGGUGUUCCUCCCACAGCUUUAGUAAAAAUUUCCCAUGUUGCAUUCCAAAUUAAUAACAAUGCAGCCGGAAUUUCAGCUACACCUUAUAAGAUUGCUUCUCUGCAGCGCUUCGUGGAUCAUGACUAUGAUGCAGGAGAGUUAGGUUCUUCAGGCUUCUCAGUUGCUUCUGUUCAUCGUAUUGGAAUUUUUGAUGUAAGACUUUUAAAUCUUGACAGGCAUGCAGGGAAUAUGCUUGUUAAAAAAUACGAACUGCACAAUUAUGCAGUUGGGGUGGCUGAGCUUGUGCCUAUUGACCAUGGUCUUUGCCUUCCUGAGUGGCUUGAUGAUCCAUAUUUUGAAUGGUUGCACUGGCCUCAAGCUUCGGUUCCCUUUUCCGAGUUUGAAAUUGAGUACAUAUCCAAUCUUGACCCCUACAAAGAUGUAGAGCUUCUUAGAACUCAUAUUCCUUAUUUACGGGAGGCUGCUAUCCGUGUUCUUGUGCUAUGCACCAUCUUCUUGAAGCAGGCUGCUGCAGCUGGGCUUUGUCUUGCUGAUAUAGGGGAAAUGAUGACUCGGCGGUUCUGUGCUGGAGAAGAAAGUCUGAGUACAUUAGAGAAUCUUUGUUUGCAAGCUAAGGCUGCCAUGCCUACUACAGUAUAUGAGACGAAAGGAAAAAUUGGAGAAGUUGAAAUGUUUAAACUUGAAAACGAAAGUGAAGAAGGUUUGAAAGAGAAUUUGGACCUUCCUCAACUCUUAGGGAGCCAUUCUGGAAUGAGUAAGCCACCCAUUAUGUCAAGGUUUUCAUCUGCAGGAUCAAUUACUGGGUUGACCGAUGCAUCUCUGUCUCCACUAUUCGAGGAAAACGAUCAUGAUAACGACGAUAAUGACAGAAAGACUAUGAUAGGCAAUAAUGGUAGUGAUGAUGAUGGAAGUACUAGUGAUAGUCGUAAGGUCGGGGUUUUGAUGAAGAGCAUGAGUUUCUCAGUACCUACCCACAAUUGUGAAGCAGGGGCAAUAUCUUUUGGAGACAUGAAUGGAGAUGAAUGGGAACUGUUCUUGGAUAGUUUCGAAAAGCUUUUGCCGGAGGUACUCGAGGGCACAAAGUCCCUGAGCUUGAAGCAGAGGUUGGGAACUACUACUUCCUGCAAGUUCUGA